Ornithodoros turicata is the source of this 2634-nucleotide messenger RNA. Its product is annotated as procollagen galactosyltransferase 1-like. Lineage: Eukaryota; Metazoa; Arthropoda; Arachnida; Ixodida; Argasidae. Gene Ontology annotation, molecular function: procollagen galactosyltransferase activity. The record is from RefSeq and is a predicted model, not a curated record. Bases 243 to 1808 code for a protein of 521 amino acids. The transcript has 13 exons.
UAAGGUAUGAGGGUAUGAGGUACACGCUCCAGUGGUACCGUUAUCAGCGGAAAACGUGUUUUGAGUUCGUUUUCUUUCCGUCACACGUUUGCUAGCGCGUUGCCCGGUAGUUUUAAAAUGUCUGCCAUUCGACGUUAAGCAGACGCUAAAUUACUGUUUGCGUUAGCGUCGCUCCGAGCGACACACGUUGACAAGCGGCUUCGUGAAAACCACGCUUGUUAUAUUGACAGUGACAAGGCAACAUGAAAGUUGACUGUGCGCCAAAGAUUUUGUUCUGUGUCGUCUGUUUACUGUACAUGCUAGCGCUCGUCGACUGCACCAGCACUGAAAACGAGCUGCCUGCUGUGCUCGUAGCAAUUCUUGCACGCAACAAAGCCCACGUAUUACCGUACUUUUUUGGUUACUUGGAGCAACAGCAGUAUCCUAAGUCAAGAAUUAGCGUGUGGAUACAUACGGACCAUAACGUCGAUAAAACAGCGGAAAUAAUCGAAGUAUGGCGAAGUAUCUCAUUAAAGACAUAUCAUCAGAUUAACGUAACAUCUGAAGGAGGAGGUUACUACUUCGACGAAAACGGGAAGCAGCAUUGGACAGCAGAGCGCUACAAGCAUGUGAUUCGUCUUCGAGAAGAGGCUUUAAACUUGGCACGGUCGAUGUCAGCAGACUAUUUGUUGUUUCUGGACUGUGAUGCUCUGCUUGUGAAUCCUGUGACAUUGACUGAACUUAUAAAGGAGAAUAAAACCAUCGUAGCACCCAUGUUGGACUCACGUAGUGCCUACUCCAACUUUUGGUGCGGAAUGAAUGAAAAGGGCUACUACAUACGGACUGACGAUUACAUGCCGAUCCUGGAGCGUGAGCAAAAUGGAAUCUUCCCAGUGCCAAUGGUACACUCUGCAGUCCUCAUAAACAUGAACCACGCCAGCUCUAAGGAACUGACUUACGUACCGGACAAGAUGCCGGAUUACACCGGUCCGGAAGAUGACAUCAUUGCUUUUGCACAUUCUGCAAAAUAUGCAGGCAUUGAGAUGUUUGUAACAAACAAAGAACUCUUUGGCUACAUCCUUGCUUCUACAGAAUCUCCGGAUGAUGAAAUUCAGGAGUUAUUGAACCUGAAGCUUGAAGUGACUGUGAACGAUCAGAGGUUAUAUGCAUCACCCCAUCUGGAAUCAUUUCUAGGGCUUCCUCAAAAAGACAAAAUGGGCUUCGACCAGGUGUACAUGAUCAACCUAGAAAGACGUCCUGAGCGCAGGGUCAGAAUGGAGUACUGCUUCGAUGAAUUGGGCAUCAGCUUCAAGGCAACAGCCGCGGUCGAUGGAAGGAACCUAAACGAGAGCUAUCUCGAGGAACAUGGUAUACGGAUGUUACCGGAGUAUCGGGAUCCUUAUCACGGCAGGCCCAUCACAGCUGGUGAGAUCGGCUGCUUCAUGAGCCAUUACAACAUUUGGAAGGACAUAAUUGAGAACCAGCAUCGCCUUGCUAUCGUUUUCGAAGACGACAUCCGCUUCGAGCCCUACUUCAGAACAAAGGUUGAAAACGUCAUGGCUGACGCCCGAACAUUUGACUGGGAUUUAAUAUACUUUGGACGCAAGCGUCUUUCGAAAGACGGCGAGCCGUACGUCCGCGGGAGCCAUCUACUUGUGCACGUGGACUAUUCCUAUUGGACACUAUGUUACGUGAUCACGUUGGACGGGGCUCGGAAGCUGGUGGACGCUGCGCCGCUGUCCAAGAUGGUACCCGUGGAUGAGUACCUGCCCAUCAUGUUCGACAAGCAUCCACGCUUGAAGCAACUGCACAGAUGCACAGAACUGUAACCGGACCUCAGCGGCGCACAGAUGGUAUUACUACGGCUCUGGAAAAUAUGGGAGACCACCUGGGGCAGUUUCUUCUCCAAACGUUGUUCGGAGGGAUUCCCAAAGCUCGAGGAAGGGUCUUGGACUAUUCUCGACUUCAUUUAUCGUAUGCAGGACGAGCCCAACUUAGAAUUCAUUAACUAGAGUUGGUAGUUAACACGUCCGUUUCGUGCUCAGGUCAAAGCAAUCUAGCAAGCUGGACUUUCGUAAUCUAUGCAACACCCUAGUGUGCGUUGAUUCAAUAACUGGAAACUGUGAGCCCAAAGUUGAAGCGGUUUCAGAAAGCACUCGUAUUUCGUUAAACAACUGGUUUCGUACACAGGGCUCACAUCUGUAGGUGCGGUUGAAAAUUCACUUGGCGAUGACGCAUGAUGUUGUCCGUGUCUACUCUAUCGUCUUGGUCGUCGUAUGUUCCAUCAUGUCAUACCAACUACACCGCUUCAGCGAUGACGUAAUAUGACGUGUGAUCGAAAGGCCCAACCAAGCAUCAGGGAUAACGCAAUCGUUUGAUGCUACGUACCGGGCAAAACAAGACCAUUUCAAAGGGGUAAACCCUCCACCGUUUCGACAAUAGAAACUUUGAAAUCAUGAAGGUCAUCGGCGUUUGGGAACCCGAGAAGAGACGCACUGUUUUGGAAUUUGGAUAACCAUGUUUAUGUACUCCGAAACCAAGGCAUCUCCCCAUACCGUGCAGGAUCAACUUUCUGGCUCUAAUCAAGUGUCGCUGCAUAAACUUUAGCUUCGUCUAUAGAUCUUCUUGCAAAUUGCCAUGCAAGACAAAGACGCC